AAUGUUGACAUUAGCUGGGUGAAUGGGCGGGUUUUCCCUUCACCCUUUGGUCCUCUGUACUUUCUCCACGUGGUGAGAGUCUAUGAAUUCCGCGCAAGCCGUUGCGUUUAGUUAUGAAUUUGCAAUGGUCAGAUUGCUGCCCGACCCCUUCACCCGCGGGGGCCGGAGACGGGCUCCUCCUGUCCCGGGGCGACGCGAGAGAGGGUCAGGUCCCACCACCGGACUUGCAAGCGAAAGCAGUUUGCGGGACGAGGCGGGUCGGAGAAUGAUCUAACUUCUCUGGAGGCAUGAAUGUACACCACUUCCCCUCGGCUGAUUGACGGCGCUGACGGGAGGGUAUAUAAAGAGCGGAGCCGAGUGAAUCCCGGCUACUUUCAGCUGCUGGGCACAGACCCAGUGUGUCAGACAAGCCGGUGAGCCCCUACAAAACACACACGCGCACACACUCCCCGGCUACAGACUUACAAGAUCACUUUGCCACAUCGAGUACAGACACCAAACACCGGGGCUGAUGGUGCGGAACGAAGAUCUACGAUGGCUCCUGCCUCUGAUGCUGGUGUUAGGGACCAGGAGUCAGUCUGUCGAUGUUCCUCCCGAAGAGGAGGUCACCUUCGAUCUGUUUGCGAUCAGCAAUGUGAAUCGGCAAACUGCUGGAGUGAAGUUGUUUCGAGGUCCGGACCGCAACACUCCUGCCUUCAGGUUCAGCAGAUUCGACCAGAUCCCAGCAGCUUCCAGCGAGAAGCUCCAGGAGAUCGUGAGGCUGAUGCAGUAUCAGGAGGGCUUCAUCUUGGUGGCCAGUCUGAGGCAGGACAGGAAGAGCCAAGGGACGCUGCUGGCUAUCGAGGGCCCAGGUUACAAACGCCAGCUGGAGAUCAUCUCCAAUGGACUGGCAAACACCCUGGAUUUCCAGUACUCCGCGGAGAGGUCCCAGAACCUGGUCUCCUUCCAGGAUGUGGACAUUGCUGAUUCCCAGUGGAAGAAUAUCACCAUCCACGUGAAUGGAGAGAAUGCAUACCUGUAUGUGGGCUGUGAGCUUGCUGAUAGCUUCAUCCUCGAUGACCCUUUUUAUGAACAGCUGACCUCAGCCAACAGCAAGCUGUACGUGGCCAAAGGACUCACACCAGGCAAGAACUUCAAGGGUUUCCUGCAGAACGUCCAGUUUAUUUUUGGCAGUCCCAUGGUGGAUAUUCUCCAGAGUAAAGGCUGCCUCCAGCCAGCUGAAGCCACAAGCAGCCAUGAGAGCCAAGAGUAUUCAGGUGUCGUCCCUGCUAUCAAGAACGAUUUAAUUGGCCACAAAACCAACAAAGUCGUGGAUUUCUGUGACCAUUCCUGCUCUGACAUUGGGAACAUGUUUAAGGAACUUCAUGGACUAAGGGUUCUUGUCAGCAAUCUGGCUGAUGGACUGGUUAAAGUGACAGAAGAAAACGUAAUAAUUCGUGACAUCCUGGAGGAUUCGUUGAAGAAGGUGCGUCCGGGCCAAUGCUGGCACAGCGGGCGGCUCUUCGACAACAAGGAGGAGUGGACUGUGGACAGCUGCACCAAGUGUACCUGCCAGGAUUUCAGCAUCAUCUGCCGCCGGAUCACCUGCCCCCCCGUGUCAUGUGCGAACCCCUCCUUCACCGAGGGCGAGUGCUGCCCCUCCUGUCUUCUUAAAGACAGUGAAGAUGGUUGGUCGCCGUGGUCGGAAUGGACCGAAUGCUCCGUCUCAUGCGGCAUCGGAACGCAACAGCGGGGAAGAUCAUGUGAUCCCACCAGCAGCCGGUGUGAGGGCCCCUCGAUCCAAACAAAGUCCUGCCAGCCAGCGGAAUGCGACAAGCGGAUUCGUCAGGAUGGUGGAUGGAGCCAUUGGUCACCAUGGUCACCCUGCUCGGUUAACUGUGGAGAUGGCAUAACCACCCGCAUCCGUCUCUGCAACUCACCUGUGCCACAGCUGGAUGGCGAAGACUGCCAGGGGAACGGUCGGGAGACAAAGCAAUGCACGAAGGCCCCAUGUGCCAUUGACGGCAGCUGGAGCCCCUGGUCGCCCUGGUCACCCUGUACGGCCACGUGUGGCGGCGGACUGCACGAACGCAAGAGGAACUGCAACAACCCCGUGCCCAAGUACGGUGGCAAGAAGUGCCUGGGUGACACCAGGGACAGUAAACUGUGCAACAAAGAGCCCUGUCCUAUAGAUGGAUGUCUGUCCAGCCCCUGCUUCGCUGGGGUGGAGUGCAGCAGCUCUUCUGAUGGGUCCUGGGAGUGUGGCCCAUGUCCUGCUGGCUAUCGGGGCAACGGCACCUUCUGCAAGGACAUCAACGAGUGUGCGGAGGUCCCUGAUGUCUGCUACCAGGUGAAUGGUGUUCAGAGAUGUGAGAACACUGAGCCAGGAUUCCACUGCCUUCCUUGCCCUCCACGCUACAGGGGCAACCAACCCUUUGGUCUUGGAGUCCAAGCCGCCAAGACAGACAAGCAAGUGUGUGAGCCCCACAACCCAUGCAAAGACGGCUCCCACAACUGCCAUAGGUAUGCCAGGUGCAUCUACCUGGGCGUCUUCAGCGAGCCCAUGUACAAGUGUGACUGCCGGAUCGGAUAUGCCGGUGACGGUGUCAUCUGUGGAGAGGAUUCCGACCUGGAUGGCUGGCCUAACGAGCAGCUGGCCUGCACAGCCAACGCCACCUACCACUGCAAGAAGGAUAACUGCCCACAUCUGCCCAAUUCCGGACAAGAGGACUUUGACCGGGAUGGAGUGGGAGACGCCUGCGACAAGGACGAUGACAACGAUGGGAGGAAUGACGACCAAGACAACUGCCCUCUGCUCUACAAUCCCCAGCAGUUUGACUAUGACAAGGACGGCGUGGGCGACCGAUGCGACAACUGCCCAUAUGACCACAAUCCUGCGCAGAUUGACACGGACGGGAACGGUGAAGGCGACGACUGCUCAGUUGACAUUGAUGGGGAUGACAUCCUGAAUGAGGCUGACAACUGUCCUUAUGUGUAUAACACUGACCAGAGGGACACUGACCAAGAUGGAGUUGGAGACAUGUGUGAUAACUGUCCACUUAUGCAUAACCCUGACCAGGAAGACAAUGACUCAGACCUGGUGGGUGAUCAGUGUGAUGACAAUCAGGACAUUGAUGAGGAUGGCCACCAGAACAACCUGGACAACUGCCCUUACAUUGCCAACUCCAACCAGGCUGACCACGACAAGGAUGGGAGGGGAGAUGCUUGCGACCCCGAUGAUGACAAUGAUGGCGUUCCUGAUGAGAAGGACAAUUGCCGUCUUGUCCCCAACCCUGACCAGAUCGAUGCCGAUGGUGACGGCAGAGGAGACAUCUGCAAGGACGACUUUGACAAUGACAGCAUCCCAGACAUCUAUGACGUGUGUCCCGAGAACAGUGCCAUCAGCGAGACCGACCUGAGGAAGUUCCAAAUGGUCCACCUGGAUCCACAGGGGACGACGCAAAUCGAUCCUAACUGGGUAGUGCGCAACCAGGGCAGGGAGUUGCUGCAGACCGCCAACUCUGACCCUGGCCUUGCUGUCGGUUUCGAUGAGUUCAACGCCAUCGACUUCAGUGGCACCUUCUACGUCAACACAGACCGCGAUGACGACUAUGCCGGCUUUGUUUUUGGCUUCCAGUCCAGCAGCCGCUUCUACGUGGUGAUGUGGAAGCAGGUCACCCAAACCUACUGGGAGGAGAAGCCGUCCAAAGCCCAUGGAUAUGCCGGCGUCUCGCUCAAGGUGGUGAACUCAACCACGGGCCGGGGGGAGCACCUGCGUAACGCUCUCUGGCACACUGGCAACACCCCCGGACAGGUGCGAACUUUAUGGCACGACCCCAAGAAUAUCGGCUGGAAAGAUUACACCGCCUACAGGUGGCACCUGAUCCAUCGACCCAAAACAGGCUUCAUCAGGGUGGUGGUCCAUGAAGGGAAACAACUCAUGUCCGACUCUGGUCCCAUCUAUGAUAAGACAUUGGCUGGUGGACGACUAGGUCUUUUUGUCUUCUCCCAAGAGGCCCUUUACUUCUCUGAUCUCAAAUAUGAGUGUAGAGAUAACUGAGAAGUGCCUGCAACACACAUCAUGGAUCCUCGAACAUGCUGCACAGCCUCGUCACCCGAAUAAGACUGCCGUCUCGACUCCCGCCCACUCUUUCACUGCUCUCUCUCUCCCUGAUGGCCCCUCACCUCCACUCCACCACCCCUUCAGUUGACUGUGGUGACACCACCUCGCUCCGUGCACAUUGCCUCUAUGGAUGGCCCCACCAAAUGCAGCAACUGAGACCACACCGGCUGGAAGCUGACUGGAUCUCAAUGAAUCUCACACCAUCACUAUACCUAGAUAGCGGGAUUAGUGAACAUUUAACAAACUUAUACUGCUAAGAUAUGAGUCUGCCCCAUUUGUUUUCUGAUGUCAUUGAAAUCAAUUAGCAGACUGUUUCUAUUUUAAAGAAAAGAAUCUGAUUGAACGAUGUUUAAAAUGACAUUUUCUUUGGGAAACAAGAAUGAAUUACAAAAAAAAAGUUUUAAAACCACUUUGUUUAUAACUUUUUCUAUCACAUUUCACUGUCUGUACAUAGAAGCUUCCAGGUAUUUUGGCAUUACAACUAUUGCAAGUGAUGGUAUUCAGCAGGUGCUCUCUCUUUACCAUUUAAUCCUUCACUGGCAUGUUAGUUGCUUCUUCAUGUGGCCAGCACUAACUGAGUAAAAGGUAUGACUGGUAUUAAGGGGAUAGGGGCAAAGCAAGCAACAACUAAUAAUGUAUCUGCUUAUUCUGAAUAUAUGCACACAGAGAGAUAUAUUCUACAUAUUGCAUAUCAUUUUUGAAAAUUACUGUUCUGGAUAUUGCACACAUUGCGGGCUCUGUCAGUAUUUACCAAUGUCUGUUGAGUAACUGUCAGACAAGAAUCAACUGAUUAAUUCCUGUCAUCUGCCCCUCUCCCUCUCUCCUGAUACAUUCCUUUCCCCCACCACCUAAUUCUGGAUGAAGAUAGUCCCAACAGUUCAACAGGUCAACUUAGAGCGAAUGUUGUUCGAGGAUAAAAUAAAUGGCAUUUGCAGUUGGGGAGGGGAAAAGAUGUGAAUAUUUAGAUUGUAACAUAUUUUCCUAUUUAAUUUAUUUAUGGUUUUACCUCUUUCUCUCUCUCUGCCUCUCUUUCUGUCUCUCUCUCUCUCCCUCUCUCUCUCCCUCUCUCUCUGUGUCUCUCUCUCUCUCUCUAUCUCUCUCUCUCUCUCUCUCUCUCUCUCUCUCUCUCUCUCUCUCUCUCUCUCUCUCUCUCUCUCUCUCUCUCUCUCUCUCUCUCUCUCUCUCUCUCUCUCUCUCUCUUUAAAAAAUGUUUGUGGGAAGCAGUGAAUUUUGCCAAAGACUGUAAAUAAUUUAUUUAUUUGUUUACACUGAAGUAAUAUCGAAAUUUGAAUGCGAAACUUGGCCGAACAAACCCUAGUCUUUAUUUUUUUGUUUAAUGUUAGGCAAAUAAACUAUCAAAAAGGCUCAAACAGUGUUCUGUGAGUUCAACCAAUCUGUGUUCAUCUUCCUUAGGUAAAUACAUUUGCCGAAUUUUGUUUGCUGUAGGCUGUAAAUAGCAGUGGUGUAGUGUAAAGCAAACUUCUAUUUGUUGGUUAGGUGACCCUUUUAUGGAGGUUGCGCAAGCCACAUCUAGCAGUUUAUUGACAUCCCCAUUAAUCUGCUCAAGAGGUUGACACUAGAGUUUUGGCAUCUCCGAUUCAAUAUCAGAACAAAUCUUAUCCAGUCUUAGAAGCAGCUCCCUAUCCCCUUUGCUAAACAAAUUAGCCUGUAAAUAAAAGCAGAACAAUGGUAGAACUCUGCAGGUUAAUCACAAUCUGAGGACGCAAAAAACGCAAGUCAACAUUUCGGGUUAGGAGCCUGCAUUAAGACUCCUGAGGCAUAAUCUUGACCUGAAACAUCUUUUGCGUCUGCAGAUUCCAAUUGACCUGCCUGGAUCUUCCAGUGUUCUGUCUUUAUAUGGAGACACAUAUGUCUACAAAUGCUGGAAUCUUGAGUGAAAAACAAACUGCUGGAGAAACUCAACAGGUCAUGUAGUAUUUGUGGAGGAAAUUGGGCAGAUGACAUUUUGCGUCUGGACCUUCUUCAGUUUGAGUUCCUCUGGCAGUUUGUUUCUUGCUUCUGUUUUUAUAUCCCGGAUUCCAGCAUCUGCAGUCUCUUUUGGCUUCAGCCAGUAACUAGAAGGAACUUAAUUAGAUCAGAUAACUUUCCCUGGCAGCCUGCAAUCUGGAGGUUGUGGUUUGGAGAACGUUCCCCUCGACAACCCACUAUCCCACCAAAUCCCUGCCACUGACCGCCAACUCUCAUGUUUUCCAUUGCCUCUCUCUCUUGGCAUUCUGCUUAUAUCAGUGCAUGUAUUCACUUUGUAUUGUUCCAGGAUAAUUUGGUUCCUUGCAUCAGGUUAUUAAAACUUGUCAAGUUUUUGGUUUCUCUUUGAUAUAUAUCGCGCUCAUAAAGUUAUUAACUGUAUAUAGCCAAAGGGUGCAGAUUGUAACGAAGCAUAUAAUAAAGUAUUCUUGUAUUGGA
Messenger RNA from Leucoraja erinaceus (little skate), 6526 nucleotides. Its product is annotated as thrombospondin-2-like. Bases 512 to 4039 code for a protein of 1175 amino acids. Gene Ontology annotation, molecular function: calcium ion binding; protein binding. Lineage: Eukaryota; Metazoa; Chordata; Chondrichthyes; Rajiformes; Rajidae. The transcript is spliced from 22 exons. The record is from RefSeq and is a predicted model, not a curated record. Gene Ontology annotation, biological process: negative regulation of angiogenesis; cell adhesion. Gene Ontology annotation, cellular component: extracellular region.